CACAGACAGCGGCCGUUUUCCAAACCGCGUACUAUACUACUAGUACGUACUGAUUUGACUUCUGUGAACUCACAAACCCUCUCAGCCCUGCUCUCGGGUAGGUUGUUUGUGUUCAAACAUGGAUCCACGUUCAGAUCUCACCAUCAUCCUUCUUGGAAACUCUGGAGUUGGUAAAAGUGCAUCAGGAAACACCAUCCUGGGUCCAGAGUCGUUUGAGUCAAGACGAUCAUUUGUACCAGUGACAAAAGAAAUCUCCAUAAAAACAGGAACUGUGUUUGGGAAGCAGAUCUCAGUGGUAGACACUCCGGGAAUAUUUGGAUCUGAAGAUGUGAUUAAAUCCCGCUGUCAGCGUCUCUCUGGACCUUGUUUAUUCCUGGUGGUAGUUAAAAUAGAUCGAUUCACCAUCGAGCAGAAAAACGCUGUGGAGGCAGCUGUCAGAGUCAUAGGGGAUCAACUACUCAACUCCUACCUGCUCUUCACACAAGGAGAUAUUUUGGGUAGCAUGUCCCUGGAAGAUUUCCUCAAUGAAGAUCCAAAAGGUCCACUUGUACCUCUUGCUCAAAAGUUUAAAGGAAGACAUCAUGUGUUCAUCAACAAUGAAAAUGGAGGAGCGGAACAAGUGAAGAUGCUGCUGGAGAAGUCAGGCCACCUCGCUAACCCACAGCCUGAGAAUGCUCUGCCCCAAAGGAUCGUGUUGCUCGGCCUACCAGGAGCUGGAAAAAGUUCUUCAGGAAACAACAUCCUGGGAUCAGUGAAGUUUAGAUCAGUGGGUGGCUUUAAUUCAGGCAGUACAGAGACUGUCUCUGAAUCAGCCACAGUGGAAGGACGUCAGGUCACAGUGGUGGACACUCCUGGACUCAGUGGGAGAACUCUGUCUCCCAAACAGCUUUACCUGGAGAUCAUGAGUUCAGUACAGAAGUCUGAACCAGGUCCGCACGCCUUUGUGAUUGUGGUCAGAAUCAGCAGAAUCACUGAAGUAGAAAUCCGACUGUUUGAGCUCAUUGAAAAGCUCUUUGGUAAAGAUGCUUCAAAGUAUGCAAUGGUGCUUUUCACUCAUGGGGAUGAGCUUAGGGGGGAGUCCAUCUCUGAAAUGAUCAAUGGAAACCUAUCUGUGAGAAAACUGGUCUCCAGUUGUAACAGAAGGUACUGUGUGUUUGACAACACAGCCAGAGGAAACAGGGAGCAGGUUAGAAACCUCCUGAGGAAAAUUGAUGUCAUGGUCAGAGCUAAUGGUGGAAACCACUACACCUCUGAGAUGUUCAAAAAUGCUCUUAGCAUAAAAAUGAAUAUCAAAAUAAAUUGGGAAAACCUUUGUGACUGGUUCAGGGAGCUUCUACAGAAGUUUGAUAAGACGUAUGAUAAGAUCGUUGAGGAUGCUAGGAUGGUGCUGGUUUAGUUCAGUGAGAGGCUGCAAGCUCAGAUGAUCAGAGAAACACAGAGAUAAUAUAGGCCAGUCGUUAUGUAAUUUAAGAAACAUCAGCUUGAUUCAGCAAAGAAACAGAAACCUCACAGCAUCCGACUCCAGCCUGCUGAAUCUGGAAGAGAAAAAUCAUGAAAGCUAAAUAUAGAAUACAAAGGCUUUAACCAUCAGAAGAUUAAAGAUGGUGUGACCCUUGGGAAUCUGGUUUAAAGUUGUUAAGAAAUACAAAUUGGAGAAUGAGGCAAAGAUUUUGAGUUGGAUGGCCUAGGACACUAAUUUCAAACCAGGGACUAAAGGUUUAAACAGUGGGUAAAUAGAGGCAUAACAAUAACUGAAAAGGGAGAAAUCAAAAGUUUUCUAAAACUAAGGAGAGAAUAUGACUUAGAAAACAAAGAUUUCUACAUGUACCUACAAAUCAGAGAUUAUUUCAAUAAGGAGAUAAAGCCGGAUUCCCUACAUGAAUUAAACAGAUUGAUUGUAACAUUGUGUAAUGCAUACAGACGUACAGUCAAGAGAGCAAUUUCAGUGUUGUAUCAAAAUAUGGUGAGAAAUAGAACAACUUCAACUCUGUACAUUAGAGAUAAAUGGGAAAAGGAACUAAAGAGAAAAAUAACCAAGGAAGAGUGGUAUAACAUGUGUAGGACACAGAGUAGAACGUCAAGCUCUAGAAUGUGGAGGGAAUACGGUUGGAGAAAUAUUGUGAGAUUUUUUCAUCACACCAAAACUUAAUGGAAGAUUCUCACUUGUCCCACAGCCUUGCUGGAGACAGUGUGGGGAGCAUGAUGUUGAUCAUAGAUAAUAAUAGAUGGAUAUUUCCACAGCAUUAGUUAAACUAGAUUUGAGACAGAAUGCGUUAUUAAUCCAUGUUUUUAUCAUUAUCAGGGUGAAUAUUUCAAACAUCGGAAGAAGUUUUUCAGUUUGAGUGAAUGUAAAAUAUAUCAGUGGUCAGAAGAGAAAUCUAAAACAACCAUUUAGUCUUUAUGGAUCUGAUUUAUCAUUUAUUGGAGAAUGAAAGAUUACAAAUUGAAAUGAAGCUUCUCCUGUAAAUAAAGUUUCUAUAAUGAAUGACUUACUUAUUUUUCAGUUCUUUGCUGUUUUUAAUGUGUUUCUAUAAACUGCUUUAAGUUAUAAUAUUUAAUUAUUAAUGAGUGACAUUAU
Molecule: messenger RNA, 2578 nt
Organism: Labrus mixtus (cuckoo wrasse)
Lineage: Eukaryota; Metazoa; Chordata; Actinopteri; Labriformes; Labridae
Product: GTPase IMAP family member 8-like
Exons: 3
Coding region: 119-1396 (425 amino acids)
Molecular function (GO): GTP binding
Source: RefSeq, a predicted model, not a curated record